GGAAAUGUUUCCAUUUCUUUAUACGUUGGACACACAACCAAGAAUGAAUGAAAGGUCAAGAUAUUAGACAAAACAACACGCAAACGUUUUCAGAUGAAAAGUAAACUGAAGCUAAUGAAGUCAAUGUCUCUUUUGACAAACUAACCACACGGAGUCUCCUAUGGUUAGAAUUUCCAACACUAUUCUACACUGUACGAUGAUGUCUAGAAGUUAGAAAGAAACAACGAGGUUUUGUUUUUGUUUUACAGAGGGAAAAAAAAACAUUUAGAGAGAGAAAAUCAAUUAAUCCUUAAUCUCUCCGAGAUCCAUUGUUUUCAUCUUCAAUCAAUUGUUUCACAUCAAUACAAAAAUGGGGUGUCCUCAAAAGUCAUGAUUUUGUGGGAUUAUUCAUCUGGGUCAACUUUGUUCAAUGACUUGUAAAUUCAGAUGGUGAAAAAUCGUGUCUUUUUGAUGUUUUUGUAGGAUUUAUUCAUCUGGGUUAUUGUAAUUUUGUUUGAUUGUUGAGGUAAUUUGGUUUUUGGUUUAAUUAAGAAUCUGGGUUGGGAGAGUUUUUUGAUGAGAUAUGGAGGAGCAUGUAGCAGCUUUGCACACUGCUACUAACGCUUUGCAAGCAUUAGGAAGGGGUUUUGAUGUUAAUUUUGAUACAAGGUUGCUUUAUUGUAAAGGAGGUUCAGGUUCUAGGGUAGUUGAGAUUGAUGAACAGUAUCAAAGGGAUUUAUUUUUGUAUGAUGAUGUUGUUGUUCCUAAUGUUUCAAGGGAUAUUAGAAGCUUCCCUGAACCUAUGGGGCGUUUGAGUUCUGGUGUCUGCAGUUUUCAAGAGAUGGUAGAUUAUUUUAAUCAUAAGGCAAGUAUAUCAGGGAGCUUUCCUCUUGGAAGCUUCAACUCUGCAUUUAGCUUUACUGGUUCAAAACAUGUUGAUGCCGCAGCUACAAAAACCUUGUCUUCAGAUGGGUUUUACAUUCCCCUUGCAAAGGUUCAGCUACAAAAAUCGAACUUAAUGUUGCAAGAAAAUGUCAAAAGGGCUAUCCCAGUCAAUUGGGAUCCACCGUCCUUGGCAAGCUUCAUCGAAAAUUUUGGGACGCAUGUCAUUACAUCAAUAACCAUCGGUGGUAAAGAUGUUAUUUACGUCAAGCAACACCAUACUUCACCUUUGUCGAAGUUGGAGAUAAAAAACUAUAUUCAAGAUAUUGGAAAUCAUAGGUUCUCUGACAUCAAUAGCCACACAAGUUCAGGUCAAACAAAAUCCAAGGACAAGGGCGUUGAACCAUUUUCAUUCAAUAGUCAAGGGAUUUACCCUCAACCUACGACUGCAACAUAUCCUACCGGGAAAGAAGAUGUCACAGUCAUUUUCAGAAGAAGAGGAGGGGAUGAUUUGGAACAAAACCACAGUAUAUGGUUAGAAACUGUCAAGUCCUCGCCCGAUAUCAUAGAGAUGACUUUCUGUCCAAUAACAGAUCUCCUUGAGGAAAUACCUGCUAAGGAGCAUUUGACCCGCGCCAUUGGUCUUUAUCUAGAAUAUAAACCACCUAUUGAAGAACUUAGAUACUUCCUAGAGUUUCAGAUUCCUCGUGUUUGGGCUCCUUUACAUGACAGGGUUCCUGGUCAACAAAGGAAGGAACCUGUUUGUCCAUCUUUACAAUUCAGCAUAAUGGGCCAAAAGCUUUAUGUCAGUCAAGAACAGAUAACAGUUGGACGUAGACCUGUAACUGGCAUACGUCUUUGUCUUGAAGGAAACAAGCAGAAUCGGCUGAGUGUUCAUCUUCAGCACUUGGUAUCCCUACCAAAGAUCCUCCAACCAUAUUGGGACAGCCAUGUAGCAAUUGGUGCUCCGAAGUGGCAGGGACCCGAGGAACAAGAUAGCCGGUGGUUUGAGCCGGUUAAGUGGAAGAAUUUUUCUCAUGUGAGCACUGCACCCAUUGAGAAUCCCGAAACAUUCAUAGGAGACUUCUCUGGUGUUUACAUAGUCACUGGAGCACAGCUUGGAGUAUGGGAUUUCGGAUCACGUAAUGUACUUUACAUGAAGCUCUUGUAUUCAAGGUUACCUGGAUGCACAAUCCGAAGAUCACUUUGGGAUCACAUACCAAAUACUUCACCUAAAUCUUCGACUGCCGGAAACACUUCGAACACAGAUAACUCAACAAACUUGGGUUCGAGAGAAAACAACAUAACAAACAAGUUGGUGAAGUAUGUUGACUUGUCGGAAUUGAGCAAAGGACCUGAAGAUCCUCCUGGUCAUUGGUUAGUUACCGGCGGAAAGCUAGGUGUUGAAAAAGGGAAAAUUGUUUUGCGAUUGAAAUACUCAUUGCUUAAUUACUGAGUUCACCAUCAAUGUUUUUUUUUCUUUCUUUUUCAUAUCCCUUAUGCUGGUUUCGAUCUAGAAUUUCGGAAGGUGUAAGAAUGAUCUCAAGACCAACCAACCAAUGAAGAAACUGGCAUUCCAUCAAUGUUGUAGUAGACUAGUGCUGGUUUCGAUCUAGAGUUUUGGAAGGCGUAAGAUGAUCUCAAGACCAACCAACCAAUGAAGAAACUGGCAUUCACCAUCAAUGUUGUAGUAGACUAGAGUUUAGUCUUCCCUUGCGGGUAAUGUGAAAAUCAUUUUGCAGUUUGGUAAACUGAGUCGAAUAGGAAACUUAAUCUGUUUAGACGGCUGCUACUACUUGAUCCAUAUUGUGGUAGCAAAUGCUGUUUUCAUUGCUGCUGCUGAUAUGGUGAUGUUGAUAUCUCAUAGGUGUUUACUUAGAACCUUUUUACAACCAUGACAAGUUAAAGUAAUGUCUAUAUUCUUAUAGUAUUGAUAAUACAAAAUGACAUUAUCCUUUAUUUUCCUCUCUGCCUCAUAAGAAAACAAGAGGGUAAAAUGUGUUUUUGAA
Messenger RNA from Medicago truncatula (barrel medic), 2870 nucleotides. RefSeq names its product MACPF domain-containing protein CAD1. Gene Ontology annotation, biological process: plant-type hypersensitive response; regulation of salicylic acid mediated signaling pathway. The transcript is spliced from 7 exons. Gene Ontology annotation, cellular component: plasma membrane. The coding region runs from base 563 to 2317 and encodes 584 amino acids. Lineage: Eukaryota; Viridiplantae; Streptophyta; Magnoliopsida; Fabales; Fabaceae. The record is from RefSeq and is a predicted model, not a curated record.